Centruroides sculpturatus (bark scorpion) is the source of this 5819-nucleotide messenger RNA. RefSeq names its product protein will die slowly-like. Lineage: Eukaryota; Metazoa; Arthropoda; Arachnida; Scorpiones; Buthidae. The transcript has 12 exons. The record is from RefSeq and is a predicted model, not a curated record. Gene Ontology annotation, cellular component: nucleus; cytoplasm. Gene Ontology annotation, biological process: proteasome-mediated ubiquitin-dependent protein catabolic process; ubiquitin recycling. Bases 3042 to 4607 code for a protein of 521 amino acids. Gene Ontology annotation, molecular function: ubiquitin binding.
UGUUUUAAUCUUCGUUGGUAAUAAUCUUUUAUACAGAAUCUCAUUUUUUUGAUGUGCUGCAAUAUCUUUCUUGUGAUCUUUUGGCAUAUUCUGAAAAAAAUGCAAUGAAAUUUUCCGAGCAUUUAAAGCUUCUGUAAAAGAUGUGAAUUUUUCCAUAUUUUCUUUUUCUGGUUGAUAUUCUUCUAUAUCUUUUACAGUUUGACAGAUUUUUUAAUGUCAUCAGAAUCUAUUAUCAAAAUGUCAUCAAUGCUUAAAUUUUCAUUUUUGCUUGUGCAAGGGAAGAAAUUUCUCCAAAAAUAAUUAUCAAUUGCUGGAAUCAUACAACAUGUAUCAAAAUCAUAAUGGAUUCUGUUGAGACUAACAAACAGAUUACUCUUCAAGUAUAUAUAGGAAAUACUCAUUAGUUCAGAGGACAAAAUAAUCACAACUUUGAAGUAUUGAGUUUUGAAUUAUCCAAGAUCUAUAUAUUUCUGUACAAUAUGCCAAAUGCCAUAUAACUGAUGUAAUUUUUUAAGCAAACAGAAUAUGGCUAUGUGAACAAACACUACUUUUGUUAAUUAAUAAUUAUAUAAUAAAUAAACUACAGAUAAACAUUAUAUGUCCAGUGGGAACCUCACAGGUUGCCAGAUAAUUUUUAUAAAAAGUAAAGCAAAAUUCUUGAAAUGUAACCUAAAAAAUAGUUGGUUGCUUAAAUUUAGUAGCAUGAGACCUACAAAUGUCUCAAUCUGCUACUAGUACACCAAUCUUGUAAGCUUGAAACUCAACUGUAUUUUAUGAGAAAAAAGGUAGUCGAUAGGUAAGGUGACAUCUAGAAAUGUGUUACUGUAAAAGCAAAGACAUGCUGAUUUUGCUUUCACAGUAUCCAGAUUAGAGUUGCUUUUGGUCUAUUAUUCUCUUAAAGUAUUGACAGUAUGCAUAUAAACUAUUUAAACAUAACCAUCCAUGGUUAUUUAUAUAUAAACUAAGUAUAUCUGAAAGUGGAGGGUCAGACAGAGGUCCGGGUAACAUAACUGGCAAUGCAUCCUCACAGUAAGCAGCAGUUGUGGGUUUAAGUCUCGCUCCAGGUCAAUUCUUUUUUCCAGAAUAUUCUAAAUAAUUUAAUAAAUAUUAAUUAUAAGCAUUAAAUUUAAUAAGAGAUGGUACCUAACACCUAUCUCUAGUACCAAAUUACUCAGAAUUUAAUUAUUAAUAGUAGCAGUAAAGUGUCUCGAUUCAAUGUAACAUAUGUUUGGCUUAUUAUUAUAACAUCAAGCUUUGAGAUGUUUAUGUAUGCAAAAACUAUAUAGUAUUUUCCACUGAUUAUAGAAUGUUCUGGAUACUGUGGAAAAAGAAUCAACUUUGUAAGGGAAAUUAAUCAAGGUUCCAAAAAAUGGAAAUAAUACAGGUCAGACCUUACAUACUUUCAUUCUAAAAAAGAGUUAAAGGAUGAUUUCCACUAAGGAACAUUUGCAGAAUGUGUCAAAGAAAAAAAAAAUGAAACCAUCCUUCUGAAACUUAGUGAAGAGGUUUUAAGAAAGCCUAAGUUAACAGAAGUUAAAAACAAUCAUUUGAAGAUACUAAAUUCAGUUAAAAGUGGUAUAAGGAUUGAUCAUUACUCUGUGUUAAAGAUAGGAAGAUUAGGGUAAAGUGCCUCUAAUAGUGCUAGUGAUUUUAGUAUGGCAAUACAAAACUAGAAUAACACAAGGACUCUUUUAAACAUACUGCAGUAAAAAAAUGUUGAAAGAUUUCCCCAUGAUACAAAUAUAUGUGGACAAUUCCUUGGGAAAAGAUGAUGUUCUUGACUCUCUGUAUGGACAAAAUAAAACAGUUUCAGAUACUGUGGAACAUGAUCAAAAAUUUGAAUUAAAAUUUGGUUUUUGAAUGAAAGCUGAUUCCAAGGAUGAAUAAACUGGAUAGCUAUGUGUCAUCAGAUGUGAGAUACUUCCUGAUUAAUAAUAAUAAAAAACAGUUAUACCUGGGUUUGAAAUAUAACCAGAUAUAAACCAGAUAUAACCUUGGUUUACCUAGGCUUGAUUUUCUUGAUUUAAAGCAAUGUUGUAAAUGCGAAAUUUUGUCAUUGGCAAAGUGAUAUGUAUAUUUACUCAGCCAACAUAUACUUGUUGUGAUGAGGAGGGCCACCGUUUUAAAAACUGUCACAUUAAGUCUGAUAACUCCUGUAUAAAGUGUGUUAAUUGCAUAAGAUGGAACAAGCAGAUGAAUGCUACUAUUGUUGACUUCAAACAUAGCAUUACUGAUCCUAAUUAUCCUACGAUAUUUUGAAAGUAACAGAAAAAUAGUUGAAAAUACAGAUUAUGGUGAACUGAAAAUUAUACAAUUUAAUUAAUUAACUUAAAUCCUAUUAAAUCAGCAACAAGUAAAAUAUGAUUUACACUGGACGUGAAGGGUGCAAAGUGUAACAAAGAAAAGAUGAAACAUGAGCAUGAAUGACCUCAUGAAGUGAGUUAAAUAAUUCUCAUGUCAGCCAAUGAGAGUAUGGCUGUGUUUCUUUAUGCAGCGCUCGAGAAGCGCUAAACAGCGAACACUCUGAAACCCGUUUCUAAAUGCAGCGCUGCAAUGUAGCGAACCGUUUCUAAACGUUUGCUGCAAGAGGUUGCUGCAGCGAAGAUAAAGCAGCUUUUACGUUUGCUACACGUUUAAAGCAAAAUGGACGCUUGCAUGUAUAAUGUCGUAUUAACCAGCGAUAACAAAAAAGUCGAGGUAAUUGUCGACAAGAACAUCAUGGAAAGAUUAACAACAGGUAAAUUUACAGAUUAAAUGUACUUUCGAAUUAUUAAAGUAUAGCUGUUAUCGAUUGUUUUUAUAUAAUUCAAUUAUAUGUAAUAUAUUAAUUAUUAUGUUAUAUUUAAUACUUAACUUAAAUGUGUAGAUUGAAUAGAGAAUAAUUGAAAAUUAUUCAAUUAUAUAUGAUUUCUUGUAUUGUGAGAUUUGAUUAUAAUUUAUAUAUUUUCCAGACAAUGCCUUUAAAGAAGAGUAUUUUAAAUUAAUGUUCCCCAACCAUGAGAACACAGAAAAUAAAGAAUCUUGUAUUAUAUUGAGAAAUAAUGAAAAGACAAAUGAAAACAAGUAGAAUGAAUCAAGAUUCAGAAGACAGUACUAAUAGUGAAGACACAGAUGUUAUUACUCAGAAUUUACAAAAUGAAGUGAAGAGGCAGAGAUUAAUUACUUCUCAAAAUGAUUUUGAUCAACAUUCAGAAUCAGAAAAUUUGGAAUUAUUUACAACAAACACUGAUAUUAGAAAUUAUAAUUUCAUUGAUGAACCAAGUACUUCAUCUCAUGGUCAGAAUAUUCAUCAGGAACAAGAUUUUGAAUCUGAAUCCCCUCAAAUUACAGAAAACAGAGAAAAUGAAGUAGUAAAUGAAGCAACAGCAGUUGAGAUAGCAACACAACAGAGGAAUAAUAGUUCAACUGAGGAGACUGUAUUAUCUGGAGAAAUUGAAAAUCAAAAUAACACACUAAAUGAAUUACAAGUUUGUUCCUUUAUAAAUAUGAACUUAAAUGUCCAGAUACUUGAGAAUCAUAAUGAUAUGGUGCAAGUGGUUUUGAGGGAUGAAAACAUUAUUCUUUCUGCAAGUUCAGACACAACUGUUAAAAUAUGGAAUAAUCAAGGAGAAGAGAUCUGUAGUCUUAGAGGCCAUAUUGGUCCUGUAAAGGGAAUUAUUCUGUUUUCUAUUGAAGAGAGCAAAAUAUUAGCAAAAAAAUUAAAAUGUAAUCAAGUUGAAAAAAUUGUAGUAAGUGGAUCCCAGGAUUGUGCAUUGAAAGUGUGGUCAUUGCCAAAUGGUAAAGAGAUAAAAUCAAUAUAUGUAUUUAAUGGCAUCACUUGUUUAUCUGCUUUGGAAGAUUUUAAUGUAUUAAUUGGAACAGAGAGUGGAAAAAUUGAAAUAUGGAAUGUAUUAGAAGAAACAAAUGUAUUUUCAGUUCAAGCUUACACAGAUGGAAUUUUAUCAUUAUUGUUUUCCAAUCAGAAGGUAUUUAGUUUAUCCAAUGGAAUAUUUAAAGUUUGGCAUUAUUCUGAACAAAAGUUAGAAGAUUUUACCCAAAAUAUAGAAAACAACAAUCAGGUUGAAAAUUGGAUGUGUUUCAGCCUAUGCAAUGAUAAAUUAUAUUUAGCAAAUAAUGAUUGGGAUAUAUUUAUAUUGGAUCUGGCUACAAAUAAAUUAGAAAUUUUUAAAAAGUCAUUUAAUUCUGAAGGAUAUUUUAAUGAGAAUUACCAAAUAAACACAAUGUGCGUUGCUGAAGAUAAUAUUCUAUUCUCUAAGUAUAAUUAUAAAAUUAAUACUGGAUGCAUUGAUGUUUAUUUGUUACCCAACUGUGAAUAUAACUGUUCUCUUGUUGGAGAAACUUCUUUAAUUAAAUAUAUUUCCUUUAAUCGAUUGUCUGAAGAUGAUAUAUGUCUUGUUACUGGUGGGAAAGAGCUUAUUGUUUGGAAUCUCUCCAGAAAAAGUAAUCAAACUGAUAAUCAAUCCAAAAAGGAAGCUUCAAGAUUUUCUGUCAUAUACAAAGUUACUGACAGCAAAGAAGAAAGUGAUGCCGGAAGUUUCAACAGUUUAAAAAAUUAUUUUGCAAAGAGUUCUAAAUUCUCUAUAAAUAAAUUAUGUCAUAUUUUAUAAAUUACAAUUAAAGGUCAUCAAUAAACUACAUAUUAAUUUUUUAUAAAAUUGGCAGUUGAAAAUGUAUUUCAAAUUGUUUAAAUGUAAAAGUGUUUUUGUAUUUUUACAACCAAAGAGACAAAAGAGAUCCAAUGUUACCAUACAUUCCACAAAUACAUCAGAUUUCAGGCAUGUUUUUCUAUAGUCAACCAAAUACUGGUUAUUCUGCUUUAUUUUAUGUUGUUUCUGGAAGCAAAUGACAUUAAUAACAAUCUGUUAGUUUUUUUGAUGGGAGGACAUAAAAACACUAUAAAAGAAAUUGUUUUGCUUAAAUGAAAACUGCUCAACACACAAAAACAUGCCAAUUGAUAUUAUUAUUAUCUUUAUAUAGAAUAUCUAAAAAACUUUUUGAAGUCUAAUGUGAUAAAUGAUGCCAAAUUCAUUAACAACCAUCUCAAAGUUUUAGAGAUUGAACAAAUGCUAAUUAUUUUAACCAUAACAUCAUAUCAAAACUUUUGAAAAAGUUAGAAUAUCAGUUAUGCUUAAAACAACUUGUUUCAAAUUUACAAAUAAAAACUGAUAGAGAAUAUACAUUGUAUAAAGUCACCAUCUUACUGCAAAAGAUAUGUUCACUUUGUUUUUAUGAUUAAUUAUGCGCACACAAAAAUUUUGAUAUGUGAUUAAUGCUAGUUUUAUCAUGUUAUUUUUGGACAAAUCGGUAAAAAAUAUUUUUAAUGUCUGUUUAGAACCAUAAUAUUUAAUUUAAUAGCAAUUUCUAUAUGUUUAAUAAAAUUUCUAUAUGUAGUUUGGAAUUUGACUCAUCUAAUCCCCACUUUCGGCCAUCCUGACAACUGACAUUGUCUCUGAUGUCAUCAUCUGACCGAUCAAAAUCUUUGUUAGUUGAACUGACCCAUGCUUUCAUAUUGUCUGCAGAAGUAGAUGUCUGAAUUGGUUGGCCCUUCAUGAUCACCAAUCUCAACUAAAUGUCUGUCAUUUCUUAGGGGUUUAUAAAAUCAUAAAAGUUCUAAGAACUUUUGAUGGAUUUUUAAGCUGGGCUUGUACUGCAUUCUCCUUAUAGCUACAAGAUCAUUGAAUUUGGUGGCAAAAAACAAAAAAAGUUUUCCUGUUCUCAAGCUUGCAGUUUCUUAAGUUCUCUUUUGCCUUUGCUCUAAUUUCAUCCCUUUCUUUGUCAAAGGACAGAAUUUUUUCGUUCUCGAUCAGUUCUUGUAGUUU